Molecule: messenger RNA, 7483 nt
Organism: Episyrphus balteatus (marmalade hoverfly)
Lineage: Eukaryota; Metazoa; Arthropoda; Insecta; Diptera; Syrphidae
Gene: peb
Product: ras-responsive element-binding protein 1
Exons: 3
Coding region: 655-6411 (1918 amino acids)
Biological process (GO): regulation of transcription by RNA polymerase II
Cellular component (GO): nucleus
Molecular function (GO): DNA-binding transcription activator activity, RNA polymerase II-specific; RNA polymerase II cis-regulatory region sequence-specific DNA binding
Source: RefSeq, a predicted model, not a curated record
AGUGAAUCCAAAAAAAAAUCUACAAUCUCAUCUUCUUCGUCGUCGUCGUCGUCGUAAAAAGAGUCAUCCAUCGUUUCGUUAUUGUGCCAGUUUGUCAGGCCCAGCAGUGUGCCACCCUUGUGAUGUUCUUCUUGUGUGUAUCUUUUUUGUAUUUUUUUUUUUUAGUUGUAUAUUCUCUUCUUCUGUAUGAUUAUUUUAGAGGGGAAAUGUUUUCAUUUAAAUAGUUGACGUGCGAUGGUCUAUCACAUCAGUUGAAUUUCAUCUGUCGAACGGGGUUGAUGGUUAUGUGAUGACGCACGGUUAAAACAAAAGAAAGAAGAAAAUAAAACACACAAAAAAAAAACCCAAACCAAGAAAACGGAAACGGAAGCAAAGAAAAAGAGAAUCUUAUUUUAUAACAGUUGUUUUGGUGCUUGACCGGAUGGUACUUUUUUUUUUUAUUAAUUUGAAUUAAAUCACUUCGUGCGUUGGUGCUGUUCGGUCGCAAUUAUUUUCUCGUCUUCAAAAAUAAUAAAGAAGAGAAAAUUUAUCUUAUGAAAAAUUGCGCGAUAUGACACGGAAAUAUAUAAAAAAAACUAUAACAGAAAGUUGUGAAUAAAUUAAUUAAAUAAGAAAUAAAAAAAAAAAACAAUAAGACUUAAACCUUUGUACAAAAUGUUGAAAACAUCGAUUAAAAAAGAAAUCACUGAUAUUUCACUGCGAAAAAUGGAUCAUCGACGCCAAUCAACCACAUCAGAUUCAUCUGUUGAGCCUAUGGAUUUGGGACGUUCAAAUUCAAAAAUCUCCACAGAUACAAUAGAUCAUAGCAGUAGCACAACAUUGCCAACAACAACACAAAUUAAAGAUGCCAUUUUAUCAGAUGCCAAUACAAAGUAUCGCUAUGAAUCCGAUGCCGACGAGUCAGCCGAUGAUAGAGAUAGAGAUCAUCAACAAAGAAGGUCACACAGUCAACAUCACUAUCACCAUCGUCGGCGGACUACAAAUUCUGGACGUGAUAAACGCACUGUCCUCAUGGAAUGCACCGACAGUCCACAUUCAUUGCGAAAGAAAUUUCGAUUUAGCAACAGCAGCAGCAACAGUAAUAAUAGCAAUAACCAAAAUAAUGCUAUACCUGCUACUGACACUGUGAUCAAUUUAAAAUCAUCAAAAACAUCGAAUAAUGAUUCAUCAAUAAAAUCAACAACUACAGCUUCAGCAAAUCUGACAACAACAACAAACAACGAAUCUGGGUUUGUGGAUGCUAGCAUAAGUCAAAAUUUAAAUACAUCAGGUUCAUCGGCAACAUCAUCCACAUCAUCAUCAUCGCCAACAUCAUCAUCAUCGGCUUCACCAUCUGCAAGUAAUAUUGCGUCGGCAAUAUCGAGCCCCGAGUCGGGUAUGGGUGAACGUGAUGAUAUGAAGUACCUUUGCCCAAUUUGUGAAGUUGUAUCGGCGACACCACAUGAAUUCACCAAUCACAUUCGAUGUCAUAAUUAUUCAUCUGGUGAUACCGAAAAUUUCACUUGCCGCAUAUGCUCCAAGGUUCUAUCAUCUGCCUCUUCAUUAGAUCGCCACGUAUUGGUGCACACUGGUGAGCGACCCUUUAACUGCAAAUAUUGCCAAUUGACAUUCACUACAAAUGGCAAUAUGCAUCGUCACAUGCGAACCCACAAACAACACCAACAACACUAUCAUCGCAAUUCAAAUGGUACAAAAGGUGCAAAUGGUAGCAGCAAUUCAAGCUUAUUACCGAGUGUACCAUCAACUAAUCAAUCGUCAGCAGCUCAAACAUCAGCCACCGUAAGUUCAGCUUUAACAUCAAAAACGUCCACGACAACGACGACAAACACUAGCAAUGGUGGUGGUGGUGUUUGCAAUAGCAAUGGCGACACAUUAGCGGGUGAAGGAGAUGGUUGUGGUGGCGAAAGCUAUGACAGUGAUGGUGGUUGCUCAACAGAUUCAUCGAGUGGCAUCAGCCAAAGUUCCAAUAACAACAAUAACAGCAAUAUCAACAACAAAAAUAUAAGCAAUUUCAAACGCAAGAGCACCGACAGCUUAGAAGACUUGUCCAUUAUGAAACGACGCGUGAAGACGACCAUUAACAAUAACAAUAUCAUCGAUAAUAUUCAUGCUAUCCCUGAGAAGAGUGUAACUGAAGUACCAAGUGACAUCGAAGAUGUUAAGCAACAACAACAACAAAAGCUUUUCUGCCCCGUGUGUAAUCGUGAUGAUUUCGUUGGGAUGCUUGCAUUGGGAGAUCAUAUGGAUAGCGAUCAUUCUGAUAUUCCAGCUAAAUGUCGUCAUUGUGAUGUUGUUUUUAAAACUCACAAACAACUUAACGUACAUCCGUGCACGAGUAAACUUAAAAUUACCCAAGGUUUUAAGGAUUUGACAUUUGUUGACUUCUCGAGUGAGAAAUUCCCAUUGAUUGCAAAGUCUCUAUGCGAACAGAGUGUUCGGGCGCCAGUUGGAGGUCAAAAAUUCGAGUGCUCGAAAUGUUACCGAGCAUUUCCCUGUGCCAGUUCAGUUGAAAUUCAUGAGAAAGACUGUUCGACAUCAGGUUUGAAUCUAUUUGUUGACUUUCCCAACCGAAAGCAAAGAGCUUACAGUGAAAGCUCUGGAAAUGCCGAUGAUGAUGAUAAUCGGCGUGAGGAAUUCUUCAAUCGGUUAUACUUAACAAACAAAUCAACCGCACAAAGCAUGACCAGUUUGUCAGUAUCCUCACCAUCUUUGUCCGAUGUGAAGUCCUCUGAGCUUGAAAAGACACCAGUUAAGAACUCCCAGUUGGAACAAUUCCAGGACACUAAAGAGCUUGCUGACAUUCAAUCGAUCCUCAAUAUAACUUCGUCAUCAUCAACAAGCAAUUUUCUGCGUAAUUUUGAAAAUUCUGUUAAUGCACCAAUCAGUAAUUAUGGUGCAGAAAACGGCGAAGAAGAAGCUCAAGAUGCAUUCACCUCAGAAUUUCGUAAGAUGAAACUUCGUGGAGAAUUUCCAUGUAAACUCUGUACCGCGGUCUUUCCCAACUUGCGCGCACUCAAAGGUCACAAUCGAAUACAUCUUAGUGCUGCUGGUGCAGGACCUUACCGAUGCAAUAUGUGUACAUACUCUAUUCAUGACAAAGCAGCUCUUGUUCGUCACAUGCGCACACACAACGGCGAUAGACCUUAUGAAUGUGCCAUUUGUAAUUAUGCAUUCACAACAAAGGCCAAUUGUGAAAGACAUUUGCGAAAUCGUCAUGCAAAAACAACACGUGACGAAGUAAAACGUGCCAUUAUCUAUCAUCCAUCCGAAGACUCAAAUUGUGAUGAUGCCAUGAAAAAGUUGCACAUGUUCUCAUCGCCUGAAUUCGAUCAGGACGAGAUGGAGCAACUCCAUCCACCCAAAGAUCGAUCAACUCCGGUUUCUCAUUUGAAGGAAAUGCUUCAAGCCGAAUCAAAGCCAAUGAAAAUUCAAGUAAAGAGUCUUGAGAAAUUGAUUGAUAAACCAUCAUUCAAUCAACCUGAUGACUUAGAGAAAGAUCAUGAGCCAAUUAUUAUACCCCAACAAGAAAAAGAUCUCGCUAGACCAAUUGAUCUUAGUAUGGAUGCAUUGGAUUUAAGCAAAAAAUCUGUUAAAGCCGAGAAAAUCGAAGAGAAACGACCUCAAUCUCCUCCAUUACCAGCGUCACAUUUAAAUCCAAUUCGUCCACAAGCCGGUGAACCGAAUAUCGAUAUGCGACUUCUUGAGAAAAACCAACAGCUCUUGCUGGCUCAGCAAAGACUUCUCAACGAAGCAAUGCCAAAAAUGGAUCCUGCACAUUAUUUCCAACUAUCUCAGCUGUACAAUAACUUGGUGUUCCAGCCGGCACUUAAUCCUUUUUUCCUACAAAACUCCUUUCUUUCAAACAACAUCAGUGAUUUGAAUAAAUUUGGUCCCAUGGUGAAUCCUCUCUUCACUGGAACACCUGUUGAUAGCCCGAUUGCACGUGGCGAAAAACCAAAUCAACAAAGUUCACAGCCAAAGCCCGCUCAAGAAGAGCUCAAUUCGUCAAUAAAACAAAUUAACACCCAAGCUCAAUCUCCAGUGCCAGCUCAGAGUCAGCCAUUGCCACGGAAUCCAACACCAUCUCUAUCGCAAAUGCCAGUUUUGCCAAGAAGUCAUCAGCACUUGAUGAGUGGAAAUCAUCCUUCGGGAAUGCUUCCAUCAUCUUUGCCCAAUUCUGGUCCAGUUAAAAUGGUUAUCAAAAAUGGAGUUCUCAUGCCGAAACAAAAACAAAGACGUUACCGUACUGAACGUCCUUUUGCAUGUGAACAUUGUUCGGCACGAUUCACUCUGCGUUCCAAUAUGGAACGUCAUAUCAAACAACAACAUCCGCAAUACUGGGCACAACGACAACGCAGUGGUCAUCAUAUUAUGCGUGGUCGUGCUAAUAGUUCCUCUAUACACUCUCACUUGCAGUCAGCUCACUCCCCUUUGGAAACGCCCCAUCCAAUAAGCAAUAGUGGCAUGAUGACAAAUCCCUUGAGUGCCAUUUCCGAUCAAGUUAAAUAUGCGAUACUUGCCCAACAACUAAAAACCCGCAAGGAAACUGAUAUUCUGCAACAGGCCUUAUCUCAAGGUUCCAACAGUGUACUUGCCCAGAAUCCAACAUCAGCUAUAAGCAGUCUCCGUCAAUCACUCAGUGCAUCGUCGAAUACCAACAAUGGCAGCACUGAAGAUGAUGAUCCUAAACUAGUUAUCGACGAAGAUGACGAUGAGCAAGAAGAUGAAGAAGAAGACGAGGAAGAAGAAGAAUGUGAAGAUAGAAAGCCAGAAAAUUUGACCAAAUUUCAAGACUUUCCCGAGCAAACCCCUAAUGAAGCUGCAAAAAAAGUCGCUGAAUCUAUUCUCGAGCAAGCAAUGAAAGCUGGAACCACUAAGAGUUCAUACAAUAACGAUGAAGAUCGUGAUCGAACGGUUGGUAAAGAUUUUGGCCUCAAAUUGUCGAAAAAUAUGAUUGCUCAAGCCGAAUCUGUGGGCAAGUUUUUGAAAGAAGUCGCCAGCUCACCAUUUAAAGAUGAGUCAAAUGACUUGGUAUCAGUUUCAAAGUUAGUUGAUAACGCAACUAAUUCUAUGUCUUUUAACACCUAUUUCCGACCCAGUGACGUUGUCAAUCAAAUGGAACAAAGUGAUGAAGAAGGACUUGUGGCAUCGGGAAGUGCAUCGGAAAGUAACAACUCUGGUCCUGAAGACAUGGUCAGCUCACAAGAACCAAAGAAAAAAUCUGCUUACAGUUCAGCACCUAAUCGUGUUUCCUGUCCAUAUUGCCAGCGAAUGUUCCCAUGGUCCAGUUCUUUAAGGAGGCACAUUCUCACUCAUACCGGCCAAAAACCAUUUAAAUGUUCACAUUGCCCGCUGCUCUUCACAACCAAAAGCAAUUGUGAUCGUCAUUUGUUACGAAAACAUGGAAACGUUGAAUCAGCUGUGUCAUUGUAUGUUCCUAUUGAGGAUGUUAAUGAACCUUUGCCAGUGCCCAAAUCUGUUGAAGAAAUAGAACUACAACAACAGCAACUGCUUCUUCAACAAAAACAACAAAAAAGGUUAGAAGAACUUAAAGAAAUGGAAAAAAUCCAACCGGUUCAACAAAAACCAGUCGAAGGAAAUCAAGAGCUGACAACGAAUAUUGCUCCAACACCCACAAUCUCUAAUAAUGUCGCUUCGUCUAAACUUGAAACUAUUCCGUCCUCUCAAAUGAUUUCCUCGUCUCCAGUGAUUUCAUCUUCAGAGUUGCCAUUCAAGUGCCAUCUGUGUGAUAGUUCGUUUGCGGAGCGAUUCCAAUGCCUCGAUCACAUUAAAAUCCAUCAUGCUCAAGAAUUUUCCCUACUUCUGUCGAAAGGUGCGAUUGACAAUGAAGCCGAUAUAAACAGUCAAGUCCAAUCCACUGAAGAUGAUGAAAAACGCGACGAAAGUCGAGGCAAGUAUCCAGAUUACACUAAUCGCAAGGUAAUUUGUGCCUUCUGUAUGCGUCGUUUUUGGUCCACUGAAGAUUUACGUCGUCACAUGCGAACACAUUCUGGGGAGAGACCAUUCCAAUGCGAUAUUUGUCUACGAAAAUUCACCCUAAAGCACAGCAUGUUGCGACACAUGAAAAAACACAGCGGUGGCAGUCAUUCUAGCAAUGGCAACGCCAAUGCCGGCAACAGUGGAUCUGAUGUGUCUGAUGAUGAACAACCACCAUCUAGUGUUAUGCUUGCCAAUGCCUUACGUUCUCACAAAAUCCAAGAACUUUUCUCAAAGGUCAACAGCGAAUGGCGCAAUAAUCGAAUGUCGGGUGAGCACAAAGAGAACAUCGAAGAGCACAACAACCAGUCCGAUCUUAUUGGUAAUUUGCUGGGAAUCAGCGAUCAAGGCAUUCUUAAUAAAUUGCUAUCGUCAGCUGAUGAAGCUGCUAAAUUUCUUGGUGUUGAAAAGUAGAAUUCUUUUGUAGGCUCAUUAUAUAUAUUAAGUCUGUCAUUCCUUAUGUCUCUCUUAUUAUUUUUUAAAAAAAUAUUUAAAAGCGUUUUUAACUUAAAAGGAUUCAAGAUUUUCGUUGAUUAUAAAUAUUUUUUGUCUAAAUGACCCGGUUCAAUGUUUUCUAUUUUAUGGCUUCUAAUUGUUCAACUGAAUCAGUCAGAAGCUUUAAAGUCGUUAUGUUGUGAUGAACCUAGUCAUAUUAUGACAUUAACAAUUUUUAAUGUCGAAAUAUCUUGUUUCAGUCUCAAGUCGAAUUCGAAUUCCCUCUCUAGUCAAUUGCUUAUAAAAACAGAAUAAGUAACAAAAUACAUAAAUUUAAAACAAAAAUGUAUAAAUCUAGAAGUACAUUAAUUUCGGCUUUUAACGCCAAAUAUAUCUUUAGUUUUAAGUUGUAAAUUAAUUAUUAUUUAAACCUGACUCAUAUUAAACAAAAUAAUAAAUUUGGUCAAAGAGUUUAAUAAUUUAGUACUGUUGAGCUAUACCAAAGCAAAUCAAAGACAAGAGACAUACAUACUUAUAUAAACUAUAUACCUUACUUGGUUUUUGUAGAUUUAAGAUUUUAGAUAUAUAAGGACAUUAAAAUAAGAUAUCCUUUUGGAAAGUAUAUUUAUUUAGAUUCAAAAAAAAAAAAAAACUAAAUUAAAAAAAUAAAAAUAAAAAAAAAAAUUUGUAAAACACUGGUGUAACCAAAACUAUUUCGUAUUCGAUAUAAUUUCUGAAACGUUAAACAAAAUCAAAAUUAGAUCAACAACUUCAUAGAUGUUGUUGGAUAGAAAAUUUAAUAUAAUAAAUACAAAAAAACAUUCAAAAAUAUAUUAUAUAAAUUAUAAAAUAAUAAUAAUUUUAAUAAAUUAACUAUGUGAAUUUCUAGUAGGCUCUUAGAAUAUAAUUAUCAUUGCGAUUUAGUUUAGUAAGAUUAGAAUGAAACUUUAAUGAGACUUUUAUUAACAAAAAUAAAAAAAUAAAAUGUAUGCCUUCUGCUCGUGCAUUAUCUAUAUCUAUGCUUAGACUUACUAACGGCUUUCGAUUAAAU